AUGAGUACUAGCUCUAGUUACACAAACAACUAUAUUCAGCAGCACAAUGGAGAUGAAAGAUGCGAUUGUGGACGAAAAGCAGUGAUGAGACCCUCAUUAACUGUGAAAAAUCCAGGUAGAAGGUUCCUUGGUUGUGUAAACUAUAAGCAAAAGAAUGGAUGCAAGUUCUUCGUAUGGGUGGAUCCACCAACAUGUGAAAGAGGGUUGGAAUAUGCUAAGAUAAUGCAAGCAAAAAAAGAAGAACUCGAGAGACAAAUUGAAGACUUCAAGAUGAUGAAUAAUGAGUUGGGAAGAGGAAUGCACAAAUUGGAACAAGAAAAUGAUGCAUUGUUCGUGAAGUUAGCAGAGUUGACUGAGAUUAAUGUCAACCUAGAAGGACAGACUAGGCCAAAGAGGAGAAAGAGUAGGCUAACAAAUUUGACAACGCUUGUUGUAGUACUCAUCGUUCUAAUACCCAGCAGUUUUGAAGCUCCAAACACUACACUUACUAUAGUCCCAGAACUUGCAUCUGGAUCUAAAUGA
Rhododendron vialii is the source of this 522-nucleotide messenger RNA. RefSeq lists its product as uncharacterized. NCBI's taxonomy places the organism in Eukaryota, Viridiplantae, Streptophyta, Magnoliopsida, Ericales, Ericaceae. The transcript is spliced from 3 exons. Bases 1 to 522 code for a protein of 173 amino acids. The record is from RefSeq and is a predicted model, not a curated record. Gene Ontology annotation, molecular function: zinc ion binding.